GUUCCCAGGCGUGCGGAUAUUUCCGCGCCGCGCGGACAUUCCCUAUACCCGCGCGGACAGCGUACGGACAAAAACCUUAUGGGAAAAUUUUUCCCUAUCUUAUUUUGUCCGUACGCUCGCCCGGCCCUGUCCGUGCGUCUGUUUAUCCGCUUUUCUUUGCAAUAUUUAUUACUUUUGCGUAAGUUAUUGAUACAAUGAUGUUUAGUAUGAAAGCCGGGUAUCGUUUGGGAACAAAUUACAUACUUUUCGCAUUAAUUAUAUUGUAUUCUUAUCAAAAUUCAGUCAUUUCAUUUAUGUCCGUGCGCCCGCCCGGCCCAGUCCGUGCAUCUGUUAAUCCGCUUUUCUUUGCAAUAUUUAUUACUUUUGCAGGACAUAGGUACUUGAAUGUCACAAGAGAUCAAGAGAACAUCAACAUCAUCAACAAAACAACAAAACAGCCGGAGCCGGAACCGGAAACGGAAACGGAAUUCACGGAACACGGACGGAGCACGGAGCGGCACGGAUAUACACGAGCCUCCCCGAGUUCAUCCGGAGAGCGUACGGACAUUUUAAGAUAGGAGCACCUGGGAACACUGAAAGUUGCUGUGUUGAAAAUUGCUUCACAGAAUACGUGUUUACAGAUUGAAUAAGUCAUUUCACCGUAGUUUUUCAGCACCUUGAAGUUCAAAAUUUCGAAGUUUUACGCAUCUGGUCAAUCAGUUUUUAAUUUAUCCCCCCACUGAACUGUUUUAGAACACAAAUGGGUCGCAAUCGCAGCUAAAAAUUCGUUUUAAGAUUCUCAACUUUAACUUGGUCUCAGCUUGAAGAAUCUGUAGAAGCAACAGAAUCGAGCAACAUGGUGUCAACACGGCAGCAAAGUAGCGUGGGAGGCAGCAAUGAGAAUUCAUCGCACGGCUCCAGCGAAACGCAGCAAAUUAGCAGUACUAGAUCGGGACGUACAAGUGCACAUAACGCUCAUCCCACAUCCGAGCUAUGGAAGUCGGGAUCAGCAAAUGCAGGUGCUGCCUCGACUGUGGCAACACCGUCAACAUCCAAAGCACCGCCAAAUUUCCUAGACUUUCCUACUGAAAUAAUAGAGAAAAUAGUCAAUUAUCUAGAUUACAAAAAUAUUUCGCAUUUAAGAUUGGUCUGUCGACGAAUGGACAAGAUUUGCGGAGGAAUUCUAAAUUCAACAUUCCAACGCUUACAGCAGUCAAUGUUGCACAGAUUUAAGAGUAUCAAAGGUCAAAUGCCCAGGAGGGAAUCUGCACGCAGAGCACACCCGCUAGCUUGCGAGAGUGACAUAGUUGAAACUCUUCACAUGCGACUUACUCUUCUGCAAAUGUCGUUUGGGAAACACAUUGAGCGCAAACACUGUUGCUUUUUUGCAGGCGAGAUUUUAGAUGAAGUCUAUCGAAUUCUUCAUUACAUCAAAGUAACUCCAAAACUGGCUCGCCCCUAUAAAGUAACGGAUGAACUGUUCGAUCUCUCAACAAUGGCAAUGGAGUAUUUCAAGGACCACAUUGAGCCAACUUUACCAGAAAUAGCUUAUUUUGGUUCAGACUUUCUAGAUUUUUCCACUUCAUUACCUGCAUCAGCAACCAACAAAUAUCUCUGUCUGGACAGUCCACCGCACAUGGGAAGCGGGAAAGAGGAUGGAUCCUCUCCAGGGCACCAGAGCGGAGACGAUAGAGACAGAUCUACUCCCUCAAUCCAGACACCGACGUACAGUAUAGCGUUCCGGAGGCGUUUCCGUAAAAUGAAGCAGAGCAUGCGGAGGUAUAGCUCUCAGCUUAGUGUUCUUCGACGAGAUGUUAAACAAUAUAAAAACAAGAUUAGCGAGCAGCAACGUACAAUCGUGGAUCAUGGCAAUCGCUUAGAAGAAAAUGACAAGAAAAACGAAGAAAUAAUGGCUAAAUUUGGAAUCAUCAUUCAGGAGUUGAACAAGUGCAAGACGGAGUUGCAGUAUUGGAGGUCCAAAUCCCCUCUCAAUCCUUUAAUGUGCGUAUCUUGUGGAAAGCCAGGCACUUCGGGGUCACCUGAUGAGCCGCAAGGACAGGCAAAUCCGAACGCAAUGCUUGCUUUAGAAGGCUUUGGCAACUUCGACCUGAUGAAUGGUCUAGAGCUGUUCAACAACCCGAUGACUGCAAGCGUAGCCCCAGUUGCAGGCCCAAGCGGUGAAGAAAUGGGUGGAGCAUCUCAGUGGCAGGGACCAAGCGACCCGCCCCCUGCUCCGUCAACUUCCACACGGUCCGCAGCAAUAGGCGUCAAACGCAAGUCUACCUCUAGUGACAACAAGCAGACCCCGCUCACCUACAAGAAAUCUAGAAAUGCUGUGAAGCUGCGCAGCAAGAGAAUCUAAAGCGGACGGAUUAUCUUUCGACUAGAGCAGUAAUAAGCAGGCAGUUUCACACGUAACCGAUGUGAGGAAGCUUCCAUCAGAAAAUUUAGUUUUCUCUUUAUGAACAGGCUGAUUUCAAUCUUUAUGACAUUAUCUGGAGAUUGUCGGUAAAGAAUGGUCACAUAUUAGAAACUAGUUGUGCGUUUGUACACUAAGUGAUUUUGAGGUAAACUUUUGUAGAUUGUGUGUUUACUGCCUGGCUAAUUUACAGUAGCUCUUAAGCAGCUAUCUUUACCUGAUCUUGUGUCCACCGCAACCGUACAUCAUGAUCAUCUGUACUUGGCUCGUCAAGUUUUGUACUCAUCAUCAAAAUUGAUGACUGAGGGCUGUAUUCAUUCAUAGUCCUCAUUUGGUUUGUAUUGUGCUUAUAUUGAGUUUAAGGAAGGCCUCAAAAUAGUAUUAACCAAAGGACAAUUUUCAGUACAAUUCAGCCCGAUAACUUUCUAAAUGGGUCCUUAAAAAUGUUUAAAAUGAUUUACCUCUCAGAAAAAUACAUAAUGCGAAGGUAAAUGAAUUCCAAGUUUUGUAAAUUUUAAGGUUGGUUGGUACCUUACCCUUAAGUUUCUCAAAAUAAUGAAGUUUUUUUUCUUUCAUAUUUCGUACUCUUGGCGGUGACAAAUCAUUGUGAUCCCUUGCAAAGACCUAUUUCUAAAGUUAAACUGCUGAAUCUUAUUUGAAGUUGGCAAAAUUGUCCUUUUUAUGACUAUUUUGAGGGCCUCUUUGAAUCUCCUAUAAUCAUAAUAUAAACCCUCAUGGGGCCCACUAGUGAAAGGAGCUGUUUAAGGAAUGACUAUAAAUACGACCUUGAGCCCUUAAUGUUUUUACUUCACUUUCUAUGCUUGAAUUAGAAUGAAUGCUUUCUUAAAUAAUUUCUAUUCACUGAAUAUUUCAUGCCAAAAGAGUUAAUUCGGGAGGAUUUUGAUUCUGCUUGACAUUAUCCGUCAAAAAAUUUGAGUAAGAUGUUGAAUACGUUGGUUGCACUUGUUUCAAAUUCUCGAUUUAAUAAUUAAAUCAUAAAAUCUAUGUCGCAAAUCAACAGAGAAGAUGAUGUUUCCAAGAAAACUUUUAUAUAUUUACUUUCACACACUUACAUCAAUGUUUAAACAUAUCUACUUCAGUCAAAUGGAUGGCAGUAUUGACUGAGGUCUUCAGAAGUCACCAUUUCAGUUAAUUUCGAUCCAGGAUUUUGAUUUUUGAUCAGUGUGAUUAUUUUUAGCAAUCUUUAAGUAUUUAUGAUUAAGACAUUGUUCUUAAAUAGAUGCAGCCGGCCCCAGUAGCCUAUUUUCCAUGGUUUUGGUAACUUAGUUUCCAAGUCAAGAAUUUUAAGAGGUCUCUUCCCUUCAUCUUAAGGCGGGCGUAGAUUCCGCUUUCCUUUUAUUAUCGGAUGCAUUCGCGUAAGAAGUAUGUUUCGCAGUAGUGCUUUUCUUUUAAGUCUGUAGACACAUCAGAGUUCGGCAACUGCAUCAUGGAAUAUUCCCAUAACUUUUGAACGAUAAAGUUUUGACAAGGUGCUACUACGUCUUUGUCUUUUGAAAGAAGAAAAACGAUCAAAUGAUCAAUCUUCAGGGCUCAAAGAAGUUCAGUUCUAUGGCAAAGUUACCAUCUUGAAAGGAAGGUUAUUUUUUUAUGUAAAAUCAAUUUUUUUUAGCGUUCCAAUCCAACCCUAAAUUUCAUCAUGGCUUACAAGUACAGUCUAUCUGAAAAUCUUAUUUAUUUUUGUUUGAAAAUUUAAUCUAUGAUAACUAAACUUGACUGAAGUACUUUUUCCAAACUUUACUGGGCGCAGGACUAAUGCAGGUAUCUUUAAAUUAAUUUAAGGACCUGAAAUAUCUCUCAAAAUUGUAAACAAAUUUUAGACAAGAAUUAAAGUUCUCGCUUCUGUUCAUCAGAUUCGAUUAAAAUCCCUAGCAGUUGAAUAAGCCCAUUUCCACUCAUUCUUUCUGAUCUCACCAACCAGGUCAUGCAAGUUGCCUUUUUUUGUUGACAUCAUGUUGUGUGCUCAUCAUGAAGUAAAUAUUGCACCCUUUUUUUAGAAAAUAGGUGCAUCUAUGAGAUUUACUUUUGGUCAAAGCCUUUCUGAUAAUUCGUCUGUAAACUCAAGGCAUAAUCAAAGUCAAGUUCACUUAGUUGACCGUGCUAACAAGUUGUCGUAUGUACCAGAUGACGUUCGGUGGGUUACUUGAUCGUGUAAAAAUAGCCCAGAGGUUGAAGGUGGUCCAGUGUUUGUCGAUCGCUUCCGUUCUAAACUGUCUGCGCACAAAAUAGUCGAUACACUAAAGCCGUGUGUCGAGACGGGUGAAAUCAACGAUGGCGACUUGAUUAGAAUUGUCGUGGACACUGUUCAAAUUUAGCUUAUUUGUUUCAAUUUCACUCGUGUAAUUAUGAUUAACCUAGCGUCAUUUUCCCUUUUUGUAUCAUUACUAGACUGUAUGUAUUAUUUUUUUGUGUAAGAAUCAAUUUUUAAUCCAAUACUGAUAAGAAACUGAGAAACAAUUUAUUUAUUUAUAGGUUCAAAUUGAUUUAUUCUGUAUCAUGUAAAUAUGUAGGAAAAUAUUUCAGAAUUUUCAAAAUAUCCUACGAGUGAUUCGAAUUUUUCUCGAAAAUUUCGGAGGAAAGGUACUUUUGUGUUAACUUACCUGACCAUUUUCCAAAUACUCCAAAAUUUUACCCUUUAAGUUCUUUUUCGAACUAGAAAUUUAGACUUUUUAUCUGUUCAAUAUUUAUUUUUAGCUAUUUAUUUAUUUAUUUAUUUAUUUUUGUUUCCUAAAUUACUUGAUUUAAAUUUCCAGAAUGCGUACCACUUGAAAACUCAUUUCGCGUCGAGGAAAUCAUGUAAACUUUUUUCUUCUCAAGAUUGCGCGGAGAUUGUAAUUUGCAAAGCAAUAUUGCACCUCCUGACUUUCAAACUGAUUUCCUAGAUUAAUUUCAUACACUCACAACUACUUAUGCCAAAGUAUCUGGGAUCACAGCCCAGAAGUCAAUUCGUCAAGAAACACAGCAACUCAAAAAUCGUAUGUUUUCUGACUCUAAUUUUCUCUUUUCUUCCCCUAGGAAUUUCAUUUUCUCAUAAUAAACUAUUUUGCCUCCUGAAUAAAUUUGUUAUUUUUACUCUUGCAACUAAUCCACUCACUAAGAAUACAAACCAAUGACAAAAGGUACUGUCACAGUUAAAAAUAUGAGUGCUAUCAUUCCAUCACAACUCAAUCAUAAAAAAGCUUAGGAGGUUCUGAACAACUUCAAAAAACUUUGUUUCAAAAGUUUUUAUUUCUGUUGACUUUUUAGAACUUGUAAAAUGUGUAAAAUAAAAUCUCAGACGCAUGAGGUUGAAAAUAAGUGGCGCCUCUUGUCGGUGAAAACAAGACCCACUCCUUCAGACGGCAACUUUUCUCUUUUAAAUUAAAUAGGCUGCGCUUUUUAAAAGGUAAUUGCUGUUAAAUUUAAAUGCAUUCGCUGUACCUGAUUUUCCUUUGUAUUGAUCACAAAGUUAUUUUAAUCUUACUCAAUUUGCCUAUCAAAUACUUUAGAGAUUGUAGAGGAAUUUCAGCAGGUAGUGGCUAGUUUGAGAUUUGUCGCAGUCAAAACUUGUUUCUGAUUUCUUGCUAUUUUUCGGUACUUAUGCCCCAAAGACUGGAAAUAAUCAAUGAUACAAAGUAGAUAUUAUAAUUUUCUACUAAUAUUUAAUAAAUUAGUCAAUGCAAAAAUGAGUUCAAAUUCAUCCUGUUUAUUUGAUUCUACAAAAGAAUAUUUUGUACUACUUUUCAGCUGCAUGUAAGGUUUCAGGUGUGAAAUUUUCAAACUCUCAUGAGCCUCAAGUUUAACCUAAAUCCACAAAAAACCUAACAGAUAAUAAUUCUGUCAAUUAGAAUCAAUACUUCUAAAAAUGUUCCAACUUGUAUUCCUAAUAUCUAUAUUUUUCCUGAUAAUGAUCACCUCAACACAAAUAUUCCUAAUAACGGUUGUAAGAUAAAAAUUUGGCUCUCUAGAUUGUUCCAGUUGAAAUGAAUAGCAUCGACCAAAGUAGUCACACAUUACAUCAAGAGUUUUAAAUGAAGAUGAAUGUGCUUUAGUGUAGGACUGGUAGUAUAUGGUAGAUAAGGACUCUAACGGAACUACAAAAAUCCACACCCAGCUACACUUUAAUUUUGAGGAGUCCCAAAAGUCGUUUUCUGUGACCUAAAAACAAAAAAAUAUCAUGGCUCAGUUUUUUUCUUCAAAAGUUACAGGGGUGUCCUAAAGUUGGUGGUAGAAGAUUUUUGGAUCACUUUGCAUAACUAGCCAGCAAUGUUUUUAUUACACUUGCCAUACCUGUUGACAUUAUCCUCUGCGUCAAUGCAAACUCUAGUUUAUCUUACCUUGAUGUCAUCCAUCCAUAGAUGAAUACAAUUUUUGCUAGUUGCUUCAAGCCCUAUAAUCUGUCUAACCAAGUUGAAAAAACUAUGAACAACCCAGGUAGAAAAAAAUCAAUCCUCGUGCUUUUCAGUGAUCGAUAGUUUUGCGAGUUUCAAAUAGAAACUUUGCAUUCGGAAUGAUCUGAUUAUAUUUUGCUACUUUGUGGGCAACAGCCCCUAUAGCAUGUUUCUGCUACACAGGCACUGACCUAUCAUAUUUUAAGCAGAAGAGAUUUAAAUACAUUUCUAAACCCAUACAUUGCUUUUUAGAUUUCAGUAGAUGUGUUCAGUGUCUUGCUUUUGAUCACGUUUGACGAUUCAGUUGUCUAAUAUAUUGGUUGCGUUGCUUCACAACAUGAUGCUUAGAUUUCUAAGUUAGUUGUAAGUAGUCUAAUUUUUACAAAAUUGAAAAUAAAUUUCUUUCCAAUUUGAAA
Molecule: messenger RNA, 7202 nt
Organism: Bemisia tabaci
Lineage: Eukaryota; Metazoa; Arthropoda; Insecta; Hemiptera; Aleyrodidae
Source: RefSeq, a predicted model, not a curated record